Molecule: messenger RNA, 2778 nt
Organism: Alosa alosa (allis shad)
Lineage: Eukaryota; Metazoa; Chordata; Actinopteri; Clupeiformes; Clupeidae
Exons: 13
Coding region: 18-2279 (753 amino acids)
Source: RefSeq, a predicted model, not a curated record
ACAGGUAACCAGUAAUCAUGGCACACCUGUUGGUAUUGGUGCUGUUUGGGUUAGUUGUUUCCCAAAUUAAAGCCAGUGGGUUCUUAGGGGGCUCUUUGAGUUUCUCUCUUGGAACGGAGAAGCCUGAUGGAUCCUUUGAGGUGGACUUUUAUUACAGGGAGUACAAACAAACCUGUGACGAUCAGCUCAGCUGGCAGUGCCAGAGUGGCGACUGUGGUACCCUGAUUAAGUCAGAGGUUCUCAUCCUUGAAGCCAACUCAAGUGCUGUGGCUUCGUGCCAGUCUGAGGGUCAUAUGACAAGUAAUGUGCCUACGAAUUCACCUUUCAUUUUAAGGGAUUCAGGAUGCUGUUGGGAUUCUAAUGUAAAUGGGGCACGUGACUGGUCACUGACCACACUGGUUGAUGUGGGAACACGGACAGACACAAACAGGCCAAACAGAUCACCUGUCUCUGCAACAGUACCAAGGCUACGAAUCCCCCAGAAUUGCCCCCUAAACAUUGAGCUGUUGGUCCAUGACCCAGAUGAUGAUGAGGUGCGAUGCAAAUUUUCUGCAGAGGCAGGGGGGAACUCAUCAUGCUCAUCAUGUCACUCUCAUCCAAGUAUCAACCUAAACCAGGAGCGUUGUGUUCUAAAUGGCAAUGGCUCGUUGUCUGUUGGAACACAUGUGUUUGAGAUGAUCUUGGAGGAUUACCCAAAAGAAGACAUUACAAUCACGUACACAGAUGGGACAUCUUCCGUCAAGCAUCAUCUCAACAAGACUGCAAUGCUAAAUCCAUCACCGAUAAGCCAGAUCCCCUUGCAGUUUACAGUGGAGGUUCUUUCUCCCACGGAAGGCUGCUUAACUGGGAAGACAAGGCCACAGUUCCUGACUCCAACACCUUGGCAUGAAGACAUUAAUAUGGCAGCUGUUGGACAUGGAUUCCAGCUGGAACUCCGAGCACAAUCCACAGAAACCAGAAUCAUAGACUUCCAGAUCAGUGGGCCUCAGAAUAUGUCCAAAUCACUGACCAGUGAGAGCAAUGGGAUUGCUGUGGCAACGCUGGAAUGGACACCACAGCAGAGUGAUCUCCAUCGCUCUGUUCCAGUGUGUUUCACCGCAGACACAGCGACAAGCCAAUCAGAGAUGAGAUGUGUUGUGGUGAUGGUAGGACAGUCGUUGCCACUGACAGGUAAUGGGGAGGUUUCUUGCAAGGAGAACAUCAUGACCAUUACUGUGAAUAAAACAUCCAUACCGGGCAUAAAUGAUACAUGGCUUCAUAUGAUCGACCCUUCUUGCUCGCUCACCUCCAAUGACACACAUGUCAUGGGCACAAUAUCAAUUAACACUUGUGGGACACAGAUGGAGGAAGAAGGUGAUUACAUUAUUUUCAAAAAUGUCAUCACCUCAUUUGAUGAACCUGGCAAAAUCAUUACUAGGAGGGGCCAUGUCACAAUUGGGUUCUCAUGUCAGUACCCUAAGGUUAUGAAUAUCAAUAGCCACUAUCUGAACAAAAAAUCAGACUACGUUUUCACUGAGGCCAGCUUUGGAAGCUUCAGCUACACAUUUGAAGUGUUUACGGACGCCAGCUUCACCACUGCAAUGGCCCCUGCAUCAUUCCCCUUAGAGUACGAACUGCUGGACAUGAUCUUUAUGGGCAUCAAAUCUCACUCCGCACUUCCAAACACAAGGAUGUUUGUGGAGUCCUGCAGAGCCACACCUACAGUUAACCCAAGGGGCCCUGUCUACUAUGACUUAAUCAGUAAUGGGUGCUCUGUUGAUGAUACCAUGGUUGAAUUUCCACACGGUCCAAUGAAUUAUAACUUUGAGAUCCAAGCAUUUAAGUUCACAGGAGAGUUUGAUGAGGUGUUUAUUAGCUGCUCAGUGAUCCUGUGUGAGGCAGGCAACCCAAACUCCAGGUGUGCUCAGGGCUGCGUGAAAGAUGCCUCUCGCAGGCGUAAGCGAGGGACCGGACUCGAGACAGCUAGCCAUUUCCUCACUAUGGGUCCAUUUCGGGUGGCUAGAGAUGCUCAACAUCGGUCAGGUCAACAGCAAGCAUCCAGCAAAGAUGGCUCUAGUUUCUAUGAGCAGACAAAUACCACUACUUUUGUUCUUGCUGCUCUUCUCAUGGCUUCACUUGUGCUGCUGGUGGGAGUCCUACUUUACCGAAUCGCAGAUACCGAACCCUCAGCCAACAGAGCCUCUUGUUUUAAGAUCUUUAUAUCCUUGCCUUAUAAGCCACAUAAUAAUAAUUACAGGAUAUGUCCACAUGCUGUAAUACACAUUCUGUAUAUAAUUUGAUGACCAAACUAAAACUGUCAAAUACUCUCUGACAAAAUAUUAAGAUGAUUUCAUUAACCUAACCCUAACCCUAACUCUCUGACAAAAUAUUAAAAUGAUUUCAUUAAAUGAGGGCUAACCCGCAAUAAUUUCUCGAGCUUAAAUAAAUUCACUAAGGUGGGAAAAAGGCAGGCAAUAAAAGGUAAACUUUAUAGGGCUGAUUCUAGGUAAUGCAAAAAAUUAAGACUGCAGUUUCUGGAAUGUCUUAAAAUAAAUCAAUUGUGUCUUUCAUACUCAGGGACAUUAAAGGAACUAAUGCUAGCGUGGGUAUUUUUUUAAUAAUCUCACAAGCAUGCAUACUUAAACUUCCCAGUGAUGCUGGUGGUGGUUUACUGUAGUCAUAAUGGUUUACUUCUGCAACUUGAUUGUGGCAAAAUAUUAAUCCAUGUUUACAAUUUACACAUAUCUACAUGUAUCUCUUCUGUGUGGCAAAUAAGGAAAUAAAACUAUUUGGAGCCAA